Messenger RNA from Hylaeus volcanicus, 2433 nucleotides. It is a transcript of the gene ida, whose product is annotated as anaphase-promoting complex subunit 5. Gene Ontology annotation, cellular component: anaphase-promoting complex. NCBI's taxonomy places the organism in Eukaryota, Metazoa, Arthropoda, Insecta, Hymenoptera, Colletidae. The transcript has 11 exons. Bases 149 to 2365 code for a protein of 738 amino acids. Gene Ontology annotation, biological process: anaphase-promoting complex-dependent catabolic process; positive regulation of mitotic metaphase/anaphase transition; protein K11-linked ubiquitination. The record is from RefSeq and is a predicted model, not a curated record.
GUGGUGAUUUUUUUGAAUGUACCCUUUGCGCUCAAUUAAAAUCAGUAAACGAAGUAAAACAAACGAUCGGUUUUUUGGUUUACUUUCGUUAACGAAAAGUCUUUUUAGUCGUCGUUUAUUAUGAAUUGUGCGUAAUUACUUUAGACUCAUGUGCUGGGAUACAUUGUUCACCAUGUCUACGGAUUUCAUGAAUAUCGAUGGUAAUAUAAAACGAGUACAGAAAGAAACUCUAACUCCAUAUAAAGUAGCAACUGUCAUUUUAAUUAAAGAGUACUGCAAUGAAACAACGAAAGUAAUAAUAGAAAGACGUGACUUUUGUUUAGCAGCUUUAAAGUUGAUUCAAUCACCAGAUAUGGAGCUCAAUGCACUUCUGAACGUACUAUAUUCUCCUGAAUAUAUUUUACAUCGGUUCGCACGUCAGUUGGAAGUACAGUUAAAUCUGCUAAAUGGAAAGGGAGUUGAAGGAUUAUUAGAUUUGUUUGAUAGUGUUGUUCGUCUUAUGAAACCAACAUUAGAUCAUUCCUUAUCUUUGCCUGCAUUAAAUAAAAAUUCAGUUCUUGGAUUAUAUAUAAGAAGAAUUAUCAUCUUUUUCGAGAAGCUACCUUUUGAUCAAGUUGUAUCACUUUACGAGGCUCUGAAAAAAUAUCUAGAAAGAAGAACUAGUACCUCUGAAAGUUCUGACAUCUCUACAGGUUCUGAUGUAGAAGAUUCAUAUUCAAAUGAAAUUAAAACAACUUGGGGUGGAAGACAGGCUGAAUUACUUGUUGCACAGCAAGCACAUGCCCUGCAGACAGAUGAACAUAAAGCAAUGUCCCCUGCAGAGCUGCAAGUUCUUGUGCGAGAACUUUUAAGCUGUAGUCCGUACUAUGCUGAAGCUCAUUAUUUGAGUUAUUUGAACUGUCUCAGAGUUAAUGAAUAUUGUGGAGCAGUAGACAGUCUUUAUCAUUGCUUCGAUAGAUUAGCUCCAUUGGAAAAUCGCUCUGCACCUGAAGAUAGGUCUCGCAUUUUCAGAUAUGCUGCUUUAAAUUUAGCAGUUUUACAUGCACAAUUUAAUCAUAAGGAAGUAGCUCAGGCUGCUUUGAAAGAAGCUAUCAUGAUGGCUCAAGAAGCAGGUGAUAAUGUAUGUUUGCAGCUGGCACAUGCUUGGAUGUAUCAUCUAAUUACUGAUCAAAAGGGUCCCCUUAUAGAAAGAUCAGUUGGUAAGGCGAGUAUGUUAGGAAUAACUCAUACAACUGGUUUGGGUCUUAUCGCUUAUGCUCACAAUUCCGCUUUAGAGGCUAAGGGUCCAUCGCAAGUAUUCGAGACGCUAAUGAAAUCUGAUGUUUUGAAUUGUCAACAUUCCAUGAUCGAUUUAAUGUCAAUGACGUAUGCAGAGAAAUCUGCGUUGUGGGCGUAUUACGGUAAAACUGAGAUGUCUUCUGUUUGCGCGCAAUUACUGCUUUUACAAAAUACGGGGGACAAAAAGCAGCAUAUGUUCAAUGGUCCAUCUACUUGUCAGGCUGUUGUUAACAUCGCAAAUAUUUUGGUUAAAUUUGGUGAAUACAGUUUAGUUGAUGUUGUGCUGGCUCAUGCUAAGGAAAGGUUCCCCAAUGAACCGUGUAAUAAGGUAUGGAUGUUAAGCGAGCAACUUUACGUAUUCACGCAAUUGGUACGACAUGAGAAAUGGAGCGAGGCUGAAACAAUAGCAUUGAACAUUUCAAGUUUAAACUUUUUAGAAAGUAAAUUCAGGUUAGCUGAAGUUUAUUUGGGAAAAGGAGAUUAUCCAAAGGGUUUAGAGUGUAUUGAUAGUAUCGAAAAGGAUGAUCGAUUAACGCCGCAAAAUAAAAUUCGAGCUAUGAUUCUAUCGAGUCAAAUAAUGUGUGCGUCUGUUUUACCGGAAAAUGGAAUUGCCGGGGUUAAUUCUCUAGUGCUUCUUAAUACAGCUCUAGAAUUGGCCGUACAAAAUCAUUUGUCCUAUUACGAAGUAUUGAUUAAAAUGCAUCUCGCAAAUAUUCAGUUAAUAAUGGGAAUGCCAACUUUAGCAUUGAAUUUAGUAGAAGAAGUUAUUAUUCAAAUUUUGGCGCAUGCUGGAUAUUAUGAUCAAGGCAGAGCAUUUGUUUUGUAUGCGAAAUGUUUAGUCGCUACUGCUCCGACAUGUAGCAAUGCACGGAAAGACGUAAUUUUAAAGGCAAUUAAAGCACUCGCCAAAGCUAAAGACUAUUUUACAAAAGUCGAAGCGUAUGGGAAACUUCGGACUACGUUAUGCCUGGAAUCUUUGCUGUGCCACGAGAUUGACCUGAAAAUUGAACGGAAUCAAUGCGCUUUCGAAUUUCGUCAGUUGGAGGAGCAGUUUCCUACUAAGUUAGACAAUUUAUCUUUGUAUUAAAAAUUAAACGAUUACGAAUACAUAGAUUAUGUCUUUUUGUACUACAAAUAAAUUACUAUAUGAUAUUU